Messenger RNA from Mangifera indica (mango), 610 nucleotides. Its product is annotated as DNA-directed RNA polymerases I, II, and III subunit RPABC5. The record is from RefSeq and is a predicted model, not a curated record. Gene Ontology annotation, biological process: transcription by RNA polymerase I; transcription by RNA polymerase II; tRNA transcription by RNA polymerase III. The transcript has 4 exons. Gene Ontology annotation, molecular function: DNA-directed RNA polymerase activity; DNA binding; zinc ion binding. Gene Ontology annotation, cellular component: RNA polymerase III complex; RNA polymerase I complex; RNA polymerase II, core complex. Bases 140 to 355 code for a protein of 71 amino acids. Lineage: Eukaryota; Viridiplantae; Streptophyta; Magnoliopsida; Sapindales; Anacardiaceae.
ACAGGUCAAACGACAUCAAACCUAGAAAAGUGGAUAAUGGUUUUCUUAUCGACCCCAGCAUACUAAUAAAACCCCAACAGAACCCUCAAGAGACUAAACAAAAUUGAACGACGCUGAAGAGGCGACCCUAGAAAGAAAGAUGAUAAUUCCAGUUCGUUGCUUCACCUGCGGCAAGGUCAUCGGAAACAAGUGGGAUACGUAUCUCGACCUUCUCCAGGCAGAUUAUACUGAAGGAGAUGCACUUGAUGCAUUGGGUUUGGUCCGCUAUUGCUGUAGACGAAUGCUUAUGACUCAUGUGGACCUCAUUGAAAAGCUUCUGAACUACAAUACUUUGGAGAAGUCUGAGACCAGCUGAGGCUGCUGAUGGAGUGACUUGAAGUUGUUUUCUCAUAUACCCUGUCGCCCUUGCUUGUCAGCUUCUAUAUUGUAAUAUAUCAUGAACGCAUUCUUAUUUAUUGAGUUUUGUUUUAGGAUGGAACAUCAUUGCAAAUCUGGCACCUGGGCUGGUUGUGCAUAUAGAUUAGUUGUUGGCACGUUUCAUGGAUAAUUAUGUGCAAGAAUAGCUAGCUGAGAUGGUGAAAUAUCAAAUGCUUGGGAUAUUGUGUUUCUU